Molecule: messenger RNA, 1156 nt
Organism: Linum trigynum
Lineage: Eukaryota; Viridiplantae; Streptophyta; Magnoliopsida; Malpighiales; Linaceae
Source: the annotation of a GenBank genome assembly
GUUAAAAAAAAGCUAGUAUCCUAACCACUAAGCUCCACUUAAGGUGGAGUCAAUUAUUCCACUACUAACAUUCCAUGACCAAUUCAACAAUGCAACAGAAUAAUGAGAGUCCUAAUCUACAUGGCAAGCUGCUGCAAAAUCUCUACUCCUACUCGUUGAUAAAACGAGUGCUAGGUUGGCGGGCUCUUUUCGAACGACGAAGGCCAAGCCCAUCAUCAUCAUCCUAUCGAGGCCCAUCAGCAACCAAGAAGCCUUUUCAAAUCAUCACAGCCAACAAAAAGACAUCGCCUAAGAAGCUCUUGGAGGGUAGCUACCCGAUAACCCUCAAAGCCAUUGAGGAGUUUUAUGCUCACACUCAGUUGAAGGCUCUGGAAUUUCAGAAAAUAUUCCCUGGGAAGCCAUCCGAUGUGGACAUGGAAGAGAUUCAAGUGGCGGCCGCUACAAAUGUUCAGCUGGAAAUCGAUGGAAAUCAGGGAGGACCUCCUGCCGCUCCGGUGGCUAUCACCUGAUCUUAUGAGAAUUUCCCUGACUCUGGCUUUUCCUAUGUCUGUACAACCUAACUUUAAAAUUCUAGCGUGGAAUGUGUGUGGUGCAGGAAGUAAAGACUUGAGGAGGGCAAUCAAGCUUCUUGUCCAAUCCUACAGUCCUGAUUUCCUUCUUCUUUUUGAGCCUCAGAUUAGCGUAGGUCGUGCAAACAGAGUUUGUGGGACUCUGGGUUUUGAUGAAGUAGUGAGAGUUGAUGUCGAGGGCAGGCAAGGCGGUUGCUGGCUGGCUUGGAAGACUGAGGAUUUCAACAUGCAGCUAGUAGAUGCCAGCAGGCAACACAUCACUAUUAAAGUCUCUAGAAGCAGUCAAGAGGAAUGGUUACUCACUGGAGUGUAUGGAAGUCCUCAAUACAAGUUCCAUCAACAGCUGUGGGUACACCUCAUACAAACCACUAGAAACACCCGGAUUCCCUAGCUCCUCACUGGCGAUUUCAACGCUUACCGCUUCACCUUGGAGAAAGCUGGAGCAAUCUCCUCAGCUACGCUUAGACGUUGUCAAAAAAUUGUUGAUUGGAUUGAUUUAGCUACUCUUAUUGAUUUGGGUUUUUCAGGGGCCAGGUUUACUUGGUUUCGGGGGUAUACAUGAGUCAUUAUAAAGCCAGUAGAAUUGA